Molecule: messenger RNA, 775 nt
Organism: Salvia hispanica
Lineage: Eukaryota; Viridiplantae; Streptophyta; Magnoliopsida; Lamiales; Lamiaceae
Product: actin-depolymerizing factor 5-like
Biological process (GO): actin filament depolymerization
Cellular component (GO): actin cytoskeleton
Molecular function (GO): actin binding
Source: RefSeq, a predicted model, not a curated record
CUCAAAAAUUCAACCAUUCUCAAUUUCUCGUCUCCGAUCUUAUCUCACAGCGUAGCUGAGUGGAGCCCCAAUUUCCACCCACCACCAUGGCGAUGGCUUUCAAGAUGGCGACGAUGGGGAUGAGAGUGACGGACGAGUGCAAAAAUUCGUUCAUGGAGAUGAAGUGGAAGAAGGUGUCCAGGUACAUAGUGUUUAAGAUAGACGAAGGCUCCAAGCGCCUCACGGUGGACAAGGUCGGCGCCGCCGGCGAAGGUUACGAUGAGAUGGCCGCCGCCUUGCCAAACGACGACUGCCGCUACGCCGUCUUCGAUUUCGACUUCGUCACCGUCGACAACUGUCGUAAGAGCAAGAUCUUCUUCAUCGCCUGGGCCCCAACAGCAUCGCGAAUAAGAGCAAAAAUAUUGUACGCAACAUCAAAAGAUGGAUUGAGGAGAGCACUAGAUGGAAUCCAUUAUGAAUUGCAAGCCACCGAUCCAACUGAGAUGGGAUUCGAUAUCAUUAAGGAGCGAGUCAAAUAGUUUGAUCACUCCAUCAUUUUCAUAAUUAUCUUUAAUCAAAUCAUGGUUGGGAAUAAUAUAUAAUCCAAUUAAUUAAAUAAUCACCACUUAGUUAGAAUCUAUGCUUUCUUCUUGUUAGUGUGUCCCAUCCUCACCUUUUUACAGCAUGUGGUGCUAACUGCAUUGUUACUCUCUCUAAUCAGAAAUCUUAGUGAGUAAUUAUUUUUGCUUAACAAUCACUAUUGUGCAGCGUUUGACAGCUAAGCACCUUUUUUUAA